ACUUUAAAUCCGACAGUCGGAAUGCGGGAGAUCGUGCACAUCCAGGCCGGCCUGUGUGGAAACCAGAUCGGGGCGAAGUUCUGGGAAGUUAUCAGUGAUGAACAUGGCAUUGACCCUACGGGAACCUACCGUGGAGAGAGCGAUCUGCAACUGGAGAGAAUCAAUGUCUACUACAAUGAAGCCACAGGUGGUAAGUUUGUACCACGUGCUAUCCUUGUGGACCUGGAACCUAGUACUAUGGAUUCUGUUCGUUCUGGACCCUUUGGACACCUUUUCAGACCAGAUAAUUUUAUGUUUGGACGUAGCGGUGCCUCUAACAACUGGGCCAAGGGUCAUUACACUGAAGGAGCUGAAUUGGCUGACUCUGUCAUGGAUGUAGUGAGGAAGGAGGCUGAGGGAUGUGAUUGCCUCCAGGGAUUCCAGCUUACCCAUUCACUGGGUGGUGGUACUGGUGCUGGCAUGGGUGUCCUUAUCCUCAACAAGAUCCGUGAAGAAUACCCUGACAGAAUGAUGCUCUCUUUCAGUGUUAUUCCUUCACCCAAAGUAUCGGACACUGUGGUAGAGCCCUAUAAUGCAACUUUAUCAAUUCACCAACUUAUAGAGAAUACAGAUGAGACCUUCUGUAUUGAUAAUGAGGCUCUGCAUGACAUUUGUUUCCGAACCCUCAAACUCACAACACCCACUUAUGGUGACAUGAAUCACCUUGUGUCAGCUACCAUGAGCGGUGUAACAACCUGUCUACGUUUCCCCGGUCAGCUCAAUGCUGACCUGCGUAAACUAGCAGUGAACAUGGUCCCCUUCCCCCGCCUACAUUUUUUUGUGCCAGGGUUCACUCCUCUGACUAGUCGUGGUACCCAGCCAUAUCGUGCCCUCUCAGUACCUGAGCUUACCAAGCAAAUGUUUGAUGCCAAGAACAUGAUGGCAGCCUGUGACCCUCGACAUGGCCGCUAUCUGACUGUUGCUGCUGUUUUCCGAGGCCGCAUGUCCAUGAAAGAGGUGGAUGAACAGAUGUUAAACGUCCAGAACAAAAAUAGCCCUUAUUUUGUGGAAUGGAUCCCCAACAAUGUCAAGACUGCUGUCUGCGACAUCCCACCGAGAGGCCUCAGAAUGGCAGCCACCUUCAUUGGCAACACAACAGCCAUCCAGGAGCUGUUCAAGCGCAUUGGUGAGCAGUUUUCUGCAAUGUUCCGGAGGAAAGCCUUCUUACACUGGUAUACCGGUGAGGGCAUGGAUGAGACAGAGUUCACAGAGGCUGAAGCUGACAUGCUGGAUCUGAUAGCUGAAUACCAGUACUAUCAGGAAGUUCCAGUGCAUGAGGGGGCUCGGUAUUAUGUUGAAGAAGUUGAUGGCGAUGAAGAGUCCUGA
Molecule: messenger RNA, 1365 nt
Organism: Stegostoma tigrinum
Lineage: Eukaryota; Metazoa; Chordata; Chondrichthyes; Orectolobiformes; Stegostomatidae
Product: tubulin beta chain-like
Exons: 4
Coding region: 22-1365 (447 amino acids)
Biological process (GO): mitotic cell cycle; microtubule cytoskeleton organization
Cellular component (GO): cytoplasm; microtubule
Molecular function (GO): GTP binding; GTPase activity; structural constituent of cytoskeleton
Source: RefSeq, a predicted model, not a curated record